Messenger RNA from Camellia sinensis, 1719 nucleotides. RefSeq lists its product as uncharacterized. NCBI's taxonomy places the organism in Eukaryota, Viridiplantae, Streptophyta, Magnoliopsida, Ericales, Theaceae. The record is from RefSeq and is a predicted model, not a curated record. Gene Ontology annotation, cellular component: membrane. Gene Ontology annotation, molecular function: protein binding.
CACGGAUAUUUAGUUGGCGUAAAAGAUGGAGAUGGGAUGACUGCUCUUCAACUUCUCGCAUGCAACCCAUCAGCAUUUGAAGAUGGAAGUAAACAAAGAUGCCUCAAGCGACUCAUCCGCUCUUGUGUCUCAAUUGAAACUGAGGAUAAUCCUGCGAGGGAAGAAGUUGAAUCAUGUUGUAAAGUACCUUUAUGGGAAGCGAUUAAGAGGAAAAAAACGCAAUAUGAAUCAGCUUUGAAGCUUGCCAAGUUCUUAAUAGCAAGAGACAUUUCAUGGGAAGCUACUGAAUCUGCGAUAGACCAGAGUAAGCCCAAGACCCAUAAAUAUGUCAGAAUAACAAGAGACACUUCAUGGGAAGGGGGAAGACAAAAGGCCCAUGCAGGUCAAACUAGAACUAUAGAGACCGCAGAAACACCACUAUUUUUGGCAGCUAAGUACGGCAUUAUAGAGAUUGUCAAAGAGAUACUCGACACGUAUCCUCAAGCAAUUGAGCACAUUGAUGAUCAUGGGCGUAACAUAUUACAUGUAGCCAUCAAAUACCGCCAAAUACAUGUUUUUGAUUAUGUGGUGAAGAUGGAAAUUCCUAUGACGAGGCUUAUAAGAAAGAUUGACAACAAUGGGAACUCUAUUCUACACAUGGUUGGGAUAAAAGCAGAUGAUUUCAUCCGGGAUGAUAUGCCAAGUCCUGCUUUGCAAUUGCAAGAGGACUUGCUCUUGUUUGAGAGAAUAGAGAAAAUCUCCAUGGCCCAUUUCACUAAACACUUCAACAACAAAGGGCAGACUGCUGAGAAGCUCUUUGCAGCUAACAAUGCUCCACUUCAAACAGAUGCCAAAGAAUGGCUCAAGCGAACCUCUGAAAAUUGUUCCAUUGUCGCAGUGUUGAUUGCCACUGUUGCCUUUGCUGCAGCCUACACUGUGCCGGGGGGUCCAAAUCAAACCACUGGCUAUCCACUUCUCCUCAGCCACCCUUUCUUUGUGAUUUUCACUUUGACAGAUGUGCUUUCGCUUACAUUCGCUUUGACAUCAGUCAUCACAUUCCUCUCUAUCCUCACAUCCUCUUUUCGGCUAAAAGACUUCAAGCAUUCUCUUCCUCAAAGACUCAUGAUAGGAGUUACAUUGUUGAUUUUUUCCGUGUCAAUGAUGAUGUUUGCAUUUGCGGCAACAGUAAUCCUAAUGAUUAGCAAUAAGCAACAGUGGGAGAGAAUUGCCUUGUACUCUGUGGCGUUCUUCCCGGUCACCAUAUUUGCCAUUUCCUACUUGCCUUUGUACUUAUCACUCAUGAAAACUUUUGAGUAUACGUUGAAGAAAAUCAUGGAUAUUUUCCCUCGGUUCCAGAUCUGUAAAUCCCAAACCAAAAUUGCCUCCAGCGACAGUCAAUAUCAAGCCACUAGCUCAGCCAGUUCCACAAGGCCACAUGCAAUUCAAGCCACGCGUUAUCCCGUUUGAAAGGAUCAAUGCUAAUCUCAUGCAGACCCCGUUGCGUCCAAGUACUUGGAGCAAUCGUAUUGUUAGAGGCAAAAAUUAUUGUGUUCAAGCUUACUUUGGCGGAUUUGACCCCAAAGGCCCAUUGUCCUUGUUUUCUACAUGUUUCCCUGCAUCAUAAUCUAAGUUUAGUUUUUAUUGUAAUAUUAUAUUGUAUUUAUAUUUGUUUGUGUGUGUUUCAAAACAACUAGCUCAAGCCUUUGUAUCUCUUCCUGUCCCACACUGACUGUUUAUAUA